Messenger RNA from Aegilops tauschii subsp. strangulata, 579 nucleotides. The record is from RefSeq and is a predicted model, not a curated record. NCBI's taxonomy places the organism in Eukaryota, Viridiplantae, Streptophyta, Magnoliopsida, Poales, Poaceae.
AUGGCGCGGUUGGCGACUGCUCCGGUGUCGCCGCCGUCGCGCCCAGUCCCGGUCCUCUCGGCUCCGGUGGCCCGCGUAUCCCCCUUACGCCCCUUUAUUGCUUCGUUCGGGUCAUCCUCACUCUGCGUCCGCGUUACCCUCCCCCUGCGCCGCCCCACGCCGGCCCUUGCCGGCGGCGGGUCGCUGGUGCCGACGGCCGAGGCGCCGCCUGCCGAUAGAGGGGAAACCCUACGGCUCGCCCCUCCCCGUCGCCCGCUGGGCCUCGACCCGGCCGGCCGGGGCAUUCUGGGCCGCGGCCCAGCCCAUCUGCCUUCCGCGCCCGUUGGGCUCCCCUCGCCCCGGCUGGGCCUGCCCGAGUUGGCUGGGCCGCCCCGGUGCCCUAGGCCCACGCAGUCGGCCGGCACGAUUUGGUUCCCUCGGGGGUGCCCGGUGGCCCCAUCUCUCCCCCCCUUCCCCCGCCGCCACGCCUGUUCCCCUCCACCAACCGCAAGUCUCUCCCCACCCGCACUCCUCCCCGCCGUCCCCAGCUGUGUGCUCGACCUCGCCUCCCUUCCCGCCGCAGCAGUCUGCCAUGCGUGA